GCCUAAAUUAAUUUGAAAUUUGAAUAAUAAGGGCCUACUUUUGGUCCAACAGAGGAGGGUUCAAUUAUCAAAGCAGCCCAUUGUAGUCUCAUUAGUAUAGGCCCAUUUAUGAACAUAUGGUGGUAUUUGUUCGUAAAUAUCAUCUGAUUAUGGGGGUAUUUUAGUAGAAGGUAUCAAAUUUGACCGUUGCCCUCCUCAAUCGGCUUUUUACAUACGAAAAAAAGUUUCACAGCAUUUUGAACUCAAUUCCAAGAAAAAGAGAGAAGAUUUUUUUUUUUUUUUGGCUAUUAUUCGAGAUUAUAAGCAGGAAAUUUACUCGGAACGAAGGCGAAGUUAAUCAAGCAAUCAGCAAUAAAUUUCUGAGAAUUUUCUGAACAAGUUGAAAUGGCAACCCCAGCUCAUCGCCUACUCCAAGAUCAGAACUUAAAUUUACUCUACAAUGCUGCUGCAACUCCUGUGGGAAAGACUAAUCCAAGCAAAGCUGACAAGAAACGGGGACUUGGUGGAAGGAAAGCUCUUAAUGACAUAUCUAACUCGAGAAACCCUUCUAUGAUUCAUUCUAAGAAGAAAGACAACCCCACAAAUGUGAUUCCCGUUGAGAAAGAUUCUAGAGUAAAAUUGUCAAAUGUAACCGAGAAAGGAAAGAUUGGGGGUAGAAAAGCACUCACUGAUCUAACAAACUCUGUUAAGCCAAGGGUUGUACGGAAGUUGGACACUGUUGCAGAAGAAAAUAUUUCGAGUUCUGUAGUUGAGGAGAGAUUUCUGCACAAUCAUCGAGAAUGCAUCAAGGCACAGAUGAAAGCUCUGGAUAUGGACCAUUUCUUGAAUUCAGUGGGACUAAAUAAUGAUAUGCCAAUGCGGCUCUCCGAUAAGAAGGCACUUCGGUUGUCAUCUUCAAGAAAGCAAUUGGAGAUGGAAGAGAUGUUGGAGAAGUCCUUUGAAGAUAGAUGCAAGAAAACCGAGGUUCGUACGUGCUGCUCACCUCCCAAAUCACCCAAGCCGCCAUAUAUGAACUGGGAGGAUGAGAAUUUUUCUGAUCAGAUGGUGGUGAUUGAGACACCUAAGAGGCCGAAACUCCUAUGAUUGAUCGAUCUAUCUAGGGCAUUAUGGUAAUUUUGUUGUAGCUGAGCCAAGAUAAUUUGGUCAUAAUUUCCUAAAUUUGACUGCUAAAUGUUUCUAUAUAUUCAUGAUUUCUGCGUAAACUCAGUUAGUUAUAUUAGCAGGAUUCCUUUUUGCUUGUGUAGUUUUCGUAAUUCGUUAUAUGUCAUCAUAUAUGCAAGAGAGAUGUUAAAGGUCAUCAUAUUCU
This is a messenger RNA of Erythranthe guttata (spotted monkey flower), 1306 nucleotides long. RefSeq lists its product as uncharacterized. Lineage: Eukaryota; Viridiplantae; Streptophyta; Magnoliopsida; Lamiales; Phrymaceae. Gene Ontology annotation, biological process: regulation of mitotic cell cycle. The record is from RefSeq and is a predicted model, not a curated record.